UGGGCCUGCAGAGCUGGGUGGCACACCAUGAGGCUGCUGAUCUUCCUGGGCCUGCUGUGGGUCUCAGUGGCCACACCCUUGAGUCCAAAGUGGCCUGAGCCUGUGUUUGGGCGCCUGGCAUCCCCUGGCUUUCCAGGGGAGUAUGCCAACAACCAGGAUCGGCGCUGGACGCUGACUGCACCCCCAGGCUACCGCCUGCGCCUCUACUUUACCCACUUCAACCUGGAGCUCUCCUAUCGCUGCGAGUAUGACUUCCUCAAGUUGAGCUCCGGGACCAAGGUUCUGGCCACACUGUGUGGGCAGGAGAGCACAGAUACUGAGCGGGCGCCUGGGAACGACACCUUCUACUCGCUGGGGCCCGGCCUGGAAGUCUUCUUCCAUUCCGACUAUUCCAAUGAGAAGCCGUUCACUGGCUUUGAGGCCUUCUAUGCAGCAGAGGAUGUGGAUGAGUGCCAAGUGUCCCUGGGAGACCCAUCCCCUUGUGACCACCACUGUCACAACUACCUGGGUGGCUACUACUGCUCCUGUCAAGCCGGCUACACCCUCCACCAGAACAAACAUACAUGCUCAGCCCUGUGUUCAGGUCAGGUGUUCUCCAGGAGAUCCGGGGAGCUGAGUAGCCCAGAGUACCCACAGCCAUAUCCCAAACUCUCCAGCUGCACCUACAGCAUCCACUUGGAGGAAGGCUUCAGUGUCAUCCUGGAAUUCGUGGGGUCUUUUGACGUGGAGAUGCAUCCUGAAGUCCAGUGCCCCUAUGACUCCCUCAAGAUUCAAACAGACAAGGGGGAAUAUGGCCCAUUUUGUGGGAAGACAUUGCCCCACAGGAUUGAAACAGAGAGCAACAAUGUGACCAUCACCUUUGUCACUGAUGAAUCAGGAGACCACACAGGCUGGAAGAUGCGCUACACAAGCACAGCGCAGCCAUGCCCUGAUCCUAUGGCGCCACCUAAUGGCUACAUUUCACCUGUGCAAGCCAAGUACAUCCUGAAAGACAGCUUCUCCAUCUUUUGCGACACUGGCUAUGAGCUUCUGAAAGGUUCUGCACCCCUGAAAUCAUUUGUAGCUGUCUGUCAGAGAGAUGGAUCUUGGGACCAACCGAUGCCAGAGUGCAGCAUUGUCGACUGUGGACCUCCUGAUGACCUACCCAAUGGCCACGUGGAAUACAUCACAGGCCUCGAGGUGACCACCUACAAAGCAGUGAUUCAGUACAGCUGUCAAGAGACUUUCUACACAAUGAGACACAACAAUGGUAAAUAUGUGUGUGAGGCUGAUGGAUUCUGGACGAGCUCCAAAGGAGAAAAAUCUCCCCCCGUCUGCGAGCCUGUUUGUGGACUGUCCGCCCGCAGUACAGGAGGUCGUAUAUUUGGAGGGCAAAAUGCAAAGCCUGGUGACUUUCCUUGGCAAGUCUUGUUACUGGGUGGUGCUACGGCAGCAGGUGCGCUUUUAUAUGACAACUGGAUCCUAACAGCAGCUCAUGCCAUAUAUGCGGAAAAAGAGGCCGCACCCUCCCUGGACAUUCGCAUGGGCGCCCUGAAAAGGCUAUCACCUCAUUAUACCCGAGCCUGGGCAGAGGCGAUCUUCAUACACGAAGAGUACACUCACAGUGCUGGCUUUGACAAUGACAUAGCGCUGAUUAAACUGAAGAACAAAGUUGCACUCAAUAGAAACAUCACACCUAUCUGCCUGCCUAAAAAAGAAGCUGCAUCCUUAAUGAGGACAGACAACAUUGGAACAGUGUCUGGUUGGGGGUUAACCCAAAAGGGCUUUCCAGCUAGAAAUCUCAUGUUUGUGGACAUACCAGUUGUUGACCACCACAAAUGUACCGCUGCCUAUGAAAAGCAGCUCUACCCUGGAGGAAAAGUGACUGCCAACAUGCUCUGUGCUGGUCUGGAAACCGGGGGCAAGGAUAGCUGUAGAGGGGACAGUGGAGGGGCACUAGCGUUUCUAGAUAACCAGACACAGCGAUGGUUUGUGGGAGGAAUAGUGUCCUGGGGUUCCAUUAACUGUGGGGAAGCAGAUCAGUAUGGUGUAUAUACAAAAGUCAUUAACUAUAUUCCCUGGAUCGAGAACAUAAUAAAUAAUUUUUAACUUGCACGUCUUCUAUCAGUAAAUAAUCCCCUUUUUAGUACUGGUGAAAGAUCUUAGCAGUAACGGACCCUGAGAAACAUUAACAGGUUUUGCUCUACUCCAAAACAAGAGGCCAGUAGGCCAACCUUGUGGGUUCAAGCUAUUCAGCACAGCGGUCAGUGCCUCUCCCACCCAACAUAAACUCCCUGCAUUUGACUACUUCCAAAGUCUACCUAAUUCUCUUACUGGCUGUUCCCAUUUCUGCGAAGUGUUCUCUGUUCACUUUCCUAGUGUUUUUAGAUGUGUUCCUCACUGAGCUCUAAAGUUAUUUUACAUAUUGUAGCAGUAUCAAUUUCAGAGUAACGGAUACAUACAUCUACUUCCUUUUUGGACUGGGUAUGAUUUCCCCAUUAAAAAUCAGUACCAAAAAAAGUUAAAUGUUUCUGGGACAGUCUCACAGAACCAAAAAUGAUCUUUAACUCUUGAUCCUGCUCCCACCCCCAGAGCACUGGGAAUACAGGAAUGCUCCACCACAGCCAGCCUUCAAUUUUCAUUUACUAAAUUGUUAGCCAAAGGAACAACAGUAUUUCACCCUUUAAGAGGGCAAUUCAGUCAAUCUUUCUGGUUUUUCACUGCCUCACAUAUUCUACAGAUACCUUGAACUUCUAUCCUUUUGUAACCACGUGCUGACCACUGGGAUUACAGGAAUGAAGGUUUUGUACCUGCCAGUCAAGCAUGCUACCAACUAGCACCUCCACUAUUAUUAUUUUUAAAAGACAAUCUAUGUAGCCCAAGCCGACCUCAAAUUCACUAUUCCUGUCUGCCUCAGCCUUCCAAGUGCUGGGAAUUAAGGUGUGGGCCACUAUAUCUGGCCUUGAUCUCACAACGAUCUGUCUGCCUCUGCCUCCAAGUGUUGGGGUUAAAGAUGUGAGCUGCCACCUGGCUACCAGUGAGCCCGAGCUACUUGGGCACAGGUAAAGUCAAAAUAGGGUAAAGAUUUGAACUCAUGUAUUAUACUUAACUCUCCUAGCACUUAACAACAAAACAGUGACAUAAUUAAAUUGCUGGAGUAAACUGCCUAACUUGAUAAGAUGCUGAUUUAACCUCAAAAGAAAAAAAAAAAAAAUCCCAUUUGGUUUUACUUGGCUCUUAUUUUAGUACAUAACAUUUCAGAAAGUUCUGUCUAGUCAGCUACCAUUAUAUGUAGAAAUUCAUUGCCAGUUUUGGCCUGCUUUCUCUUGGGCAUAUACAAAUUCUUAAGACUCACUUUUUAAACGAUGGAACUACUGCGAUCCUCUACAUCUUUCAUAUACAAGACUCACUUUAUAUAUGAGACAGAGUUCUAGGCCUAGAACUCCCUAGACCAGGCCAGCCUGCACCUCAGAGAUGUGCCUGCCUUUGCUUGCUGCUGGGAUUAAAGGGGCAUGCCACCACGCCUGGUUAAGAUUCACUUUUAAAAGUAACUUUUCAGCAUCUUUGUUACAUAUGAAAUAGAAAUCAUACUUUUCCAGUAAGACUCCAGACACUAAGCUGUUGGUGGCAACAAAACUUUUUAUUCAACUGUGUUUCAAAGAAUUUUUAGAAUGAAUGCAUUUUGAUGACCAAAUAGACUUUCAAAAACAAAUUUUUGCCAAGGAGUUUAUUUCUAAAACUUUGUUUAGGGUAGAAACUAUCUAUGGCUACAUAGUACUAUAGACAUGUUAAAAAAAAAAAAGCGGCUAC
Molecule: messenger RNA, 3789 nt
Organism: Nannospalax galili (Upper Galilee mountains blind mole rat)
Lineage: Eukaryota; Metazoa; Chordata; Mammalia; Rodentia; Spalacidae
Gene: Masp2
Product: mannan binding lectin serine peptidase 2
Exons: 11
Coding region: 28-2088 (686 amino acids)
Biological process (GO): complement activation, lectin pathway; proteolysis
Cellular component (GO): extracellular region
Molecular function (GO): calcium ion binding; serine-type endopeptidase activity
Source: RefSeq, a predicted model, not a curated record